Molecule: messenger RNA, 1351 nt
Organism: Hyposmocoma kahamanoa
Lineage: Eukaryota; Metazoa; Arthropoda; Insecta; Lepidoptera; Cosmopterigidae
Exons: 8
Coding region: 16-1209 (397 amino acids)
Source: RefSeq, a predicted model, not a curated record
AUAAAAUUAAACAAUAUGGCUGGUAGUAUGAAGUUGAAAAGAACAUCGUAUUUUCUGAAUGCUGUGCUUCUGUUCGUUUCUAUGAUAUACGGAGCUGGUGGUCUAAGGACCAUUGAACUCCGGAUCACACCUCGAGUCGUGCAGCGCGGCAAGAACGUCACAAUGGCCUGCAUGUACCAACUCCACGACUACGGUAUAUACUCCGUCAAGUGGUACAAGGGAGCACAGGAGUUCUACAGAUAUUCCCCACUGGAAUCACCCACAACUAGGCUGCUACCCGUGACAGGGGUUAAAGUUGAUAGGAUAAGUUCCAAUGAAACACACGUAGUCCUGGUGAGGGUAGGCCCCUCCCUCAGCGGCAACUAUACCUGCGAGGUAAUACAGAACGCCCCCACCUACCCACACUUCGUAGCUACUUCAAGACUGGACGUCGUUGGCGCAGGUGGUCUCCGAGCGAUCGAGCUCCGAAUAUCUCCACCAGUGGUACAGCGAGGAUCCGACGCAAUUCUCGCCUGCCUCUACGAGCUUACAGAUGCGCCUCUGUACUCUGUCAAAUGGUAUAGAGGCCGCCAUGAGUUCUAUCGCUAUUCACCUACUGAGACUCCAGCGACUAAAAUAUUUCCUUUCGCGGGAAUCAACGUAGAUCUGGCCAGAUCGAACCAGAGCCAAGUGGUCCUUACGAGGGUCAGCUUCGGCCUCUCUGGAAACUUCAGCUGCGAGGUAACAGCUGAUGCCCCUUCGUUUGCCACGUCCAUUGUGUCUAGUGUUAUGGAAGUUGUUGUGCUUCCACCGUCAUCACCGUCAAUACAGACAAACCAGCUCUACUAUAGACCAGGAGAUUUGCUCCAAGCCAACUGUACAAGCGGCCCCAGCAGACCAGCGGCUGAACUCGCGUUGUUCAUCAACGAUAUGCCUGUAACACCAGGUCUGUACCAGCAACAUCCAGCUCCCGAAGGGUUAUUCCGCUCCAAAUUAUACGUCGAAGUUCAGCUGUGGCCAGCGAAUUACGAUCGAGGUGCCCCCAUAUUGCGCUGUGAAGCAAAAAUCGGCGACCUCUAUAAGGAUGACUCGACUGUCGCCUUGUACACAGCUAAUAGUGAUCCCAAAAUUGAAAGAGUGACCUUCCCGAGAUCAGCAGCGGAAUAUCUUCGUACGUGCCAAAUUCUCCUACUGCUCCAUAUUAUCGCUAUAUGGAUAAACAAUACAUAGAUUUAGUAAAUAAAAAUGUGGCUUAAAGUCUUUUAUUAACUGUAAGCCAUUUCAAACAAUAAAUGUUGACUAUCGAAACACAAUUCUUUCAUCUCGAAAUAUCAAAAAGCAUAAACGAAUCGAAGUUUUAGGUUUUUAUGAU